ACUUGACGACCAGUCAGGGAGAGAGAGGAGAGGGAGAACAAGCGAAUGAGAGAGGAGGCUGGUGAGCAGCGCCUUCCACUGUUCCUACGGAUUGUACUUCAACUGGAGUUUGCGGUUUGGCAGGUUUAAAUAUAUCAAAACGGAACAAAGAGAAAGACUCCUCACUGCUAUAAAAGAAGAGAGAAAAGAAUAAAGCGCGGGAGAAAUCUGACUGAAUUACAAAAGGACUCGACCGCUCAUGGGUUGUUGUUUUUUUAACAUCCAAAGGGAACAUAAACUGGGACUCUGUGGACACUUUGCAAGGCUGUUUAUUUAUUUAUUUUUUUCUGAUCACCAAAAGUUUGUAUGGGACAACGCUUGUUUUUCCAUUCACAAUUGAAUUUUAAUGUCCACAUUUUCACCCGCCAAACUGCUCACACGGACCGCACAUGGUUUAAGAGGACUUUUGAGAAAAAGGAGUUUGUAUUCGUCCAUCUCCACGCUCAGCUGGCCCGAAUGCUGUAAAUGCAUGCGGAUUUUAUUCAGUUUUCCGCAACCAUCUUUUUGGCGUAUUUACGCAUGCACGUGUGGUGUGUGGCAAGCCAUACUUUUUGAACUUUGAAUAAUUCAUGAGAUAUAAUUUGCCGAGAAGAAAGAAGUGACUGUAGAAAGGGAGGGGGCUAGCCACAACAUAUUCAUAAGGCUUGACGGAAUGGCCACCGCGGCUUCCAAUCCAUAUCUGGGCAGCAAUAGCAUCUUAUCGUCCGGCUCCAUCGUGCACUCUGACUCGGGAGGCGGUGGCAUGCAGCCGGGCAGUGCUGCUGUCACCUCGGGCUCUGGGGGCUACAGAGGAGACCCUUCGAUUAAGAUGGUGCAAAGUGACUUUAUGCAAGGCGCAAUGGCAGCGAGCAACGGGGGUCACAUGCUGAGCCAUGCCCACCAGUGGGUGACCUCUCUCCCGCACGCCGCCGCCGCAGCAGCAGCCGCCGCGGUGGCCGCAGCCGAAGCCGGCGCCCCCUGGUCGUCGAGCCCGGUCGGCAUGACGGCUAGUCCGCAGCAGCAAGACGUGAAAAACUCCGCCAGAGACGACCUGCACACGGGCACGGCGCUUCACCACCGGCCGCCGGUGCCGCCUCACUUAGCGCCCCACCAGACGCACGCCGGGGCUUGGGGCAGCAGCACUGCAGCGCACAUGAACUCCAUAUCCGGUGGGCAGCAGCAGCAGCAGCAGCAGCAGCAGCAGUCGCUCAUCUACUCCCAGCCGGGCGGCUUCACUGUGAACGGCAUGCUCAGCCCCGGCAGCCAGAGCCUGGUGCACCCCGGCUUGGUGAGGGGCGACACCCCGGAUCUGGACCACGGCAGCCACCACCACCACCACCACCAGCAUCAUCCCCACCACCAGCACCACGGCGGCGUCAACAGCCACGACCCACACUCAGACGACGACACGCCGACCUCUGACGACCUGGAGCAGUUCGCCAAGCAGUUCAAGCAGCGGAGGAUCAAACUGGGCUUCACGCAGGCGGACGUGGGCCUGGCGCUGGGCACGCUCUACGGCAACGUCUUCUCCCAGACGACCAUCUGCAGAUUCGAGGCUCUGCAGCUCAGUUUCAAGAACAUGUGCAAGCUCAAGCCGCUGCUGAACAAGUGGCUGGAGGAGGCCGACUCGUCCACCGGCAGCCCCACCAGCAUCGACAAGAUCGCCGCGCAGGGGAGGAAGAGAAAGAAGCGCACGUCCAUCGAGGUGAGCGUCAAGGGAGCCCUGGAGAGCCACUUCCUCAAGUGUCCCAAGCCCUCGGCCCAGGAAAUCGGCACCCUGGCGGACAACCUGCAGCUGGAGAAGGAGGUGGUCAGAGUGUGGUUUUGCAAUAGGAGACAGAAGGAAAAGCGGAUGACGCCCCCGGGAGUGGCGCAGACGCCGGAGGAUGUGUACUCUCAGGUCGGCAAUGGGCAUUUUUUAGUAGAUUACUUAAAAGAUGCAAGUGAGGCGAGCGACCAGAGGGUGACAACCACAAGUUCAUUCCACCAGGUAAUUUUGGCGCAUUGAGGACACACCAAGAGACCCCCCACCCCCCCCCCCCCCCCAACACACACCCCACACCGCCAUCACCAAGUGUUGUUUUGAUGCCCCCCACCCACCCUCCAAAACAACGACCACUGUCCUGUAUGGGAUCGAGACAAAGGGCCAAGCUUUUUUUUGUGUGUAUACAUUUAAACAUGGGACUGUCCCGCUUUAACAACAGUAGGAGAACGAGAUCCACCAAGCUUCCUUGUUGUAUUUGUCAUUCACAUUCGAAGGAUCAGGGAUUGUUUUUUCCACGACAAAAAAAAACAAAAAAAGACAGAAAGUGGACUGCUCCCCAAAACCCGCCUGAUCUCAAAGAUCAUUUUCCUUUCACGUGGCAUUUAUUUUCUUAUUAUUUAAAGGACGCUGACGUCGUUGUGGAUUCUUCUUCUCCCCGUUUAUAUUUCAGCAAAUAGAGACAUUUGUCAAAGACUUCAGCUGCACUUAUUUGAGGAGCCGGGGGGGGGGGGGGGGGGGGGGGGGGGGGGGGACAUCUAAAAAUGUUUUGCCAAGUGUGACUGAGUGGGUGCUGUGGACAUAUUAUUAAUGCUGCCCUUUCUAAGCAGUAUUCUUUGGUAGGUUUUAAUAAACAACUGUGUAAAGCCGGCAAUAUAGAUCACGAGAUCAGAUACUGAUCUGAAUUAUUUACUUUUUAUUUUGAUUUGUUUUAAUAUUUUAUUCGGAAUACCUAUGAAUUAUUCCAAACGGUAAUUUAUUUUCCCCCCAUGGACUUGUGUGAGACGCUUUCUUGUUAUAUUUUCUCUUUCUCGUUUCUUUCUCUCUCUUUUUUUUUUUUUUUAAUUCUGGAGGAGCACAAAUCAUCACAAGCUGCCGUUGUUGGUAUAUUUUGAUGUGAUUAUUUGAUUGUAAUUUAAUUUCAGUAGUGGUUCCGUACGAGCUGAUUGAGACACAAUAAAUUUGUUAGAAUGAAA
Molecule: messenger RNA, 2976 nt
Organism: Phyllopteryx taeniolatus (common seadragon)
Lineage: Eukaryota; Metazoa; Chordata; Actinopteri; Syngnathiformes; Syngnathidae
Gene: pou3f3b
Product: POU class 3 homeobox 3b
Exons: 2
Coding region: 692-2026 (444 amino acids)
Biological process (GO): brain development; regulation of transcription by RNA polymerase II
Cellular component (GO): nucleus
Molecular function (GO): RNA polymerase II cis-regulatory region sequence-specific DNA binding; DNA-binding transcription factor activity, RNA polymerase II-specific
Source: RefSeq, a predicted model, not a curated record